Molecule: messenger RNA, 13991 nt
Organism: Toxoplasma gondii ME49
Lineage: Eukaryota; Apicomplexa; Conoidasida; Eucoccidiorida; Sarcocystidae
Product: serine/threonine specific protein phosphatase
Exons: 5
Coding region: 3653-12850 (3065 amino acids)
Source: RefSeq, a predicted model, not a curated record
CAUAGACUUAGACACGCUGGUCAGAUCGAGGAAGCACAGGCUUCAAGUGUCCACUUGGGCAAAUGGCGCAUACAACUCAAACCCCUUUAAUUUAUCAUCUUGGUGCCCUUCUGACUAGACUCGGACUAUGAAAAACACAAGAUGCUUCUGAAGAAGGUUUGAACGCUAGGGUGAUGCCCGCAAGCGUUCGGCGUCGGGAGUUUAUGCAAAUGAAGAGAUGAAGUCGUAAACUGAUUGUACAAUACACGGCGUGACGUGCAAGUGCGGGACAAACAGUCUUGCUGCAGCAAUGUGGAACAUACAUGUUGUGCCUCUUCAGCGGCGGAAAACCACGACACCAUUCGACGAGCUUGUGUGUUCGAGCUGCUUUGAUGCCAUUAUUGCUUGGAUGAGGUUCCGAUAAUUCAGCAUGAUGAUGUUAAGCUGUCAGAUUGCGUGUUAAUCGGCUUUGAUAGAACGCACUCUACGCGUUAAUUUUGCCGUUGCGUUCGAUCUGGUGUUAACUUUGUUUUGGCAUGCUCGACGUUGCUGUACUCCGUGACGCACCAGAUGUACCCAGAUAGGUCUUCACCAAUUCGAAAAAAGAGUGGGAAGUUAGAUAUUUAGACAUUUGUAACGCAGCUAUCAUCACCAGAUCAGCGGUGUCAUGGCGGCCUCCUGCAGGGUCGCUGAUCUGAAUCAGACAGACAUGAGUAGGUCGACACAUUGUUCUAUGGUUAGUCCCUGAGACACAUAUAGUUUCUUACCAAUUUCAAUGGAUAACGGGACGUGACAGAUUUAAAUAGUGGCAUUGUAGUCUAUCACCACAUCGUCGUUGCCCCUUUCGUAGCCACUGAUCUGAUUGAAGCAAACACCAGUACGUCACCGCGGUCUUCUUUGACUCCUCGCAACAACUGCUGAGGGAGAAACUUGUCGCGUCGUAUAAUUAGGUCCCCCGCCACCUGGAUACCGCUUGCUUUCUUUUCCGCGGACAGCCGGUUGUUUGCUACGUUACUCAUUUACGCAGACGGGACCGAGCUCUUUACCCCGAAAGAGAUACCGCUUCCUUCUUACCGAUGUUCUCCCUGAAAGUUGACGACGACUUACAGACUGGUGGCAAGCAGGCUUAAGGUAUUUGGCAGAGGCGCUUGAAAAGAACACGAAAAACACGAACCCCCACGUCGCUGUCAUGCAAAAAUCAGCGCUCCCACGAGUACGCGAGAGCACUCUGCCGAAAGACUAAGAGUGACCUUUGCCUGAGAAAACCGUGCCCCGCUGUCAACCCUUGCCCUGCCUAGCCUCACCAUGCACCCACGCGAAAAUGCUUUUAAGAGCUAGAAAAUUAUUCUGUAGGCAAAACGACACUGCAGAUCCCUUUAUCUCGUUAGUAUUGAGAAAAAUGCUAGACAGCCCGCCCUCCCGCUAUUUGGUAGAGAGGCACUUGUGGGAUCGAAAAGCGCGACACUGUUCUGGUCAGGCAGCGAUGUGCGACACCGUAUCAAAAACGCUGCACGAGACGCACGAUCUUCAUCAGCUUCCGCGGGUUUUUCUCGCUUACUAUUCACACCAAUCCCAUUCGUUUGCAGCACGCCGAGGCCUUUCGCGUUGCCACCGUUUUUCGACUCCUUCCUUCCCAUUUUUCGUUCUGCGAGACCAUGGCGAGCCGGCCGGGGACAUUCUCCCUAAACACAUGACAACUGACGCCUUUUUUGCCGCUUGCAUCGUGACUUUUUCUCAUGCUGAACAAACCAGCUCAUUCUCUGUUUCUCGUGAACGUGGACCCGCCUAGAUGUAUCGGUCCUGGACUCGUUCCUUAUUCCAGUUAGCCACGAACCUUGAGUCUAGCGCCGGCUCCAACAGAUCAGUCUCGUCUCGCGGACCUGCUGCCUUUUUGCCGGCAACUCUCCACGUGGACGGGCGUCUCUUUUUUGUGCCUAUAGUUGGUAUCAUCCAUGUUGCCGUUUGCGUGAGCGGAGAGUUGGCUUUUCCGCGUGUUCACUGGAUGCAGCGCGGGCACUGUGUAGCUCGCAGUGAUUGCAGCGACCCCCAGAUGCGCAGAGUUACGUUUUCGUGCGAGUUUGGAUUUCACCGCGAUUUCACGUAUGGCUUUUUUUCUGCUGGUGUGUACCCACACUACCGGAGUCAAGAGCCGACCUUUCGUAGCGGCUUCUUCCGAGAGACCGGGUCACUUCACCGUCCUACGUGGGGAGUGCCAUCCAUGGAAACUACGAAAACUCUGAAACGGAGCGUGGAAGAUAUACAGUCAGUUUCUCUGGGGUUAGCUUGAGGCUUAUUUAAGUGGCAAAAAGAAAGGUAGAGCUGCCGUGGUUGCAAAUGCCCAGAUCUGAGUGUGCCCGCAGCGUCUGUCCAUACGUGCAGCUAACUUUUUCUGUUCUUGCAACUUACGGUCGAGAAAAGCGAAGAAAAUUGAGUGUCCGGGUUGGGGGUCUCAGAUGAAUGUCAAACUUCGGUCGCUACGCGUGUGAAUGAAGGCGUCGGCUAGCGAGCCUUUCUGUUCGGUGUGGACGCGCCAUUCGCUGGCACCUAAAUUACCUUUUUUGCUGCGAAAAAUGAAACAUGCUUGCAGUGUAUCGCACAGAGGACGAGGCUCUUGUCCACAUAGUGUCGUUUUUUUACGCGUGUUGAAAUCGCGAGUUUUCCGUGCUGGACAGACAGGAAUAACCCAAGAGACGUAAAAUACACACUUUUGGGUAAUUGUAGCCGCAGCGCUCGUGAGCGUGUUUCUGCUGUUUCUACUCCCUGGAGACCAGCAGAUGGUGUCUCGCAAGCCGCGUGCCUGCGUGUCCUAAACCUGUCUGGAUGUCUCCGCAACGAAGAGAGAGGGCAGCUUUUAUGUACCAAGGUAUGUUCACUCCAUUCCGUAUCUUGGUGAAUGCUGCCGUUGGUUUCGUGGAAAGCAAGAAUCUCCGGAUUUAGACCAAGACGCUCGAGGAAUCUGCCAUCUCGCUUUUCUAUUUUCCUUCUCGAAGCAUCGGGAACCGUCCAUUUUCGUGCUCUAAACUAAGCAUUUCGUUUCCGAACGCAGUGUCGACACCGCUCACUCUGCUUGGUUCAAGUGCGUGCAUCAGGGACCGCUGUCCUGUUCUCGACACAGUGUCGAUAUUUCUGUUCGAUUGCCUUAGUUCAAACUUUCACGAAGCGUACGUGUAGUCCCGACUCAGUGUGUCUCGCAUGAGGGAUGUCGUCCCCUGCCUUUAGUCCUUGCCCGAGUCCGCCCAGCCUUUCCUCCGAAAAUAAUUUUUCCGUGGACAACCUGUGAGCGGCGCCGCUCGGCUCACACGCAGCCGUCUACCUGUGCAGACAGCCUUGUGCACUUGCAUGUACACGCAGAGCUGGGUGUAUUCGCACCUGCUCGUGUAGCGUACACACACUACCCUCCUUCGGAUUCGCCUCCCAUAUCAGUCCUCCACUCGCUCUCCGGUUCUCGUCCGCUCUCCUUCGCGCCUCCCUCGAUGCCAGCCGUUCUCUAACUUCUUCGGAUCGGGUCUCUACACACGCAGGAUCUCAGUGCGACGGAAGCGGCUGAAAGCAGGGCAGAGAACAGGUGCUCCGGCACAGUCGAGUAGCUGGGGACCCCAGCAAGAGUAGAAAACGCGGCUCUCUCCUGCCCCCCCCCCCUGUUUCACGAGUUCGCCUCGAUCUGAAAAUCAAAAUGCAUGCAGCCAGUGAGUCGAACGGGGACCGAGCGGCAGGCUCGUCCCCAGGAGGCCCGCGGGCUUGUGGAUCUUCUCUCUUUCCGUCUCUCCCACCUUCUCCAUUGCGCCUCGCCUGCACACUCUCUAGUCUCAUUCUGCCUCUCAUCUCCACUGCCUCGGUAGACAGCAGCGACUCCCCUCGAUUUUCGUCACCAAGUCCGAACUCUGAAGCGAGGGAGAGAGAGACGGAGGAUCGUUUUCAAGCGCGAGAGAACAGAAAGACAGGUGGGGCGGCGCUCAUGGACGUGGCGCCUCGUGGAGUUCCGUUUCUGGAAGCGGAGAGAGAAAAAGAGAGGAGCUGCCUCACAAACGAGAGAGCUGGUUGCCCGGCGUCUCACGGAAACACAGGCGCAGAGGAGAGAGGCCUCGAGACAGUGGGAGAGUUCCCACAAACGCACACUCGAAUUUCGGCGAAAACGAGGUCGGGAAGCAGACUCGCUUGGCGGAAGAAGCACGCAGAGAAGAAAGAGAAAGAAGAGAAGACAAAGGAGGAAGAGGAGCAAGAUAAAGAAGAGAAGAAAGAGAAGGAAGAAAAGAAAGGGAGGGAGGAGACGAACUGCGGGGCCCGUCUGAACGGACAUGCUGCGAACACAGGGUGGUUUUCAGAGCAAAGCCAACCAGGGAGAGAAGGGGAGCUCAAUGGAUUCCUGGACGAGUGCCUCUCUUUCAUCAGAAAACCGAGAGAGAAGGCGCCGAAGGGCGACAGGCAAGAACCGACGGGUGACUUUUUCUGUCUCCAAAAGAAGACUGGAGAGCCGGCGGAGCUCGGAGAAGACCAGCGAGCAGACAGCGAGAGAGAGGACCCGAGAAGGAACUGGAAUGAGGAGAAGUCGCCCUGUGAGAGCGAGAGAGGAGGAACGAGCGACGACGUCUCCUGUCUCUGUCUUUCUUCCUUCUGCGUGGAUGCGGCUGCAGCUCCCGCGCGGCCAGGAGCGGAGACCGAGACAGGACGUGUGACGAGAAAAAAGAGUGUAGACACCGCUGAGUUCCAAUUUCGGUUUCCUUCCGAGCUUGUUGCUGCUUGUCCAGGGUCUGUAUUCGUUUCGAAGAGAGUUGAGUCCUUCUCAAAAACGGCGAAGGUGGAGAAGGAACCCUAUUUUCUUUUCGAGGAGAUGAAUUCCUGUCAGAACGGUGGGCCUCCCUUCUCUGAAAAAGACGAGAGAGGCGAGAGGAAGCAGCGCCUCGUAGGUUCUGCUCUCAAAAACGAGAAAGAGAGGGAGGAGGACUCAACGCACGACUGCAGUGCCUACACGUCAUUGUCAUCUUUUCCUUCCCUAGGGGAGACCCCCCACGACGACUCGUCUUCGGUGGCUUCUUCGGUUUCCUCUGCCUCUCUCUCUUCCGCCUCUGUGUCUCCCCCCGCCGCGGAUCCGCGUCACAGCCCGCUGUGUGACACAUGCACAGACACCGGACGACGCGAGAGACGGACGGAGGAGAAAGCGGACCGGCGGAGCUCCGAGAAGGGUUUGUUUUCUGCCUGCAUGCGCUCGCGAGGACAGGGAAGCCCGCGAGAACGGAGUAGCGUUCGAGAGACAGGAGAAUCCGUGUUGGCUUCAGCCUUCGCGGGAAACGCGUGGUCAGCGGCGACGACAGGGCAGGAGGCAACGUCACGCCACUGGGCGUCUCCGCACAAGCGCUGUGGAGAGACAGAGGGAGAGCCGAAGAGGAACACAAAAGAAGAGAGAAAUGGAUUUUCUUCAGUCUCAAACCCGAGGGCUCGCAAAUCGACUGUGCCGUGCUCCCGGGCUGAAGUGGAGCAUGAGCGAAUGGUUAAGCACGCGGUGUCGAUGCUCCGCUUUCUCCAGCGUCUUCACGCGAAAGCGAAAAGCGGCUUUCACGGGCGGACGGGCCGCGAGGAACCCCACGAGGCAACGCAUUCCAGCUUUCCGCGUUGUUCCUCGCUUUCGGCCCUUCACUCGAUGUGUUCUGGGAAAAACAGCGACCGACAGAGGGUGAAAGAUAGUAGGGGUCCUCAAACGUGGCGAAGGUCUCUGGAUCGCUCUUGUUACGACCUCUCUUCUUCUCGCCCUUCUUCUCUCGCUUCUUCGUCGCGGGGGCUCGCGUCUUCUUCCCCACGUACGUCUUCGUCUCAAGGGCCGUCUGGUUCGUUUGAGCCUUCUGCAUUUCCCUCUCCCAGUUGUGGCGACCGCUUGGAGACGGCGACUGCCGCUGGGCAGGGCGAACAGGAGGCGGCGGUUGAAAAAGGCCGACGUAGAGAUAAAGGAGAGGAUGAGGCAUCUAGGACGAAGACCCUUAUCCCGAAAGAGACUGACGAAAAUCUCAAGAGAGUCUACUCGCUUUUUGAACGUCGGAGAGGGCGGCGCACUCCCAGCGCGUUUUCUUUCUCUUCGCAUAAAGGAGACGGACGCUGUCGUUUCCAUGUCUCGACGACGCAUUGUUUGGCGGAGCAAGCAGCAGGCGGGAGCUCAGUUGAGAGAGAGUGCAUGCGGGAUCUCACAGGCGACAGGGAAGACAGAGACAAUCGGUGCAAUGUACGUACACCCGGCAAAGACACUCGGGACGUCGCUGGCACGUCAACCGCGAGGACGCUCAGAGACGAACGGGGUGCUUGCAGGGGGGGCGAAACUCCUUUUUCCGUUGUGUCGCGCAGUGGAGAAAACCGUGCAGAGGGAUUUAGAAAAUCGGUUACGUAUCCAGGUUUCCAGACGGUUCCGUCUUUUUCCGGGUCACGCAGAGCCCCUCCGAUGGAUGGGAAGCCUUGCUUCGAGUGCAACGACAUCUGCGCGGUUACCUUGCAGUUGCUGGGUCACCAGGGCGGCGGACGGCGCGCGUUCAACGCGCUGACAGAAUCUAUUUCUCCACAGAAGUGUUGCUUCUAUGACAAAGAGCGAAAGAGGGGAGCGGAGACUGUCUCCUGCCCAGAGCACGAACCUGCCUUGGAGAGCAGACACCCUGACUCGCUUCUCGCCUCCUCGUCCGCUUCUCCGUCCACCUGCCCCCGUCUUGUCAGAACGUACACGGAUGGACCUUCUUGGGGCAGCUCGGGCGCCCACGUGAGGAGCCGGCGAACUGCAUGUUCCGUGGAUGCGGCAAAGGCCCUUGCGGGCGCGCCGCGAUUUAGUCGAAGAGACACGGAGACAGCGGGGCUUAUAGAAGGGGACACGGAGACAGUGGGGUUUAUACAAGGAGACACGGAGACCGUGGAGGUUACCGGAGGCAAGACAGCUCUCGACGGGGAGAGAGAGGCGUCGGAGACAAACGGGACACGGCGGCGAGGAACGAAGGCGACACACGAUGAGGGGAGAGUGAGGGAUACGAACCGCGAGGCGGCGAUCGACGCGAGGACAGAGACGAAGAAAACGCCAGCUGCGUCGGCCAAGACAUUGGAGGAAGCGGUGGAGAAGAAGAAGGCGGCAGUGGACAAAGCUGAGGGGGACGAGACGCCGACGGCAGAAAGGGCAAGAGACAGAGAGGAGCGGGAGAGGGGGGAAAAUCGAGGAGUGCGAUUGUACCUUAAGAGCGGGAGCAAGAAGAAGGCAGUUGAGGCAGACGGUGGGGUCUUGCAGGAGAUCGAGGGUGAGGUCGGCGGACCACCAGAAAAGGGAGAAGAGGACCCUAUUCACCCGAGGAGCGUGUGGGAGGAUGUAGGGAAUCUGAGGACACAAGCAGGGGAAGAAACGCGAGGCCGCGAGGAAGUCGCGGACGAGGAGAGAGAGCGCGAGACGGGAGGGACACCCGGUCGGAAGAAGACGGCCCGUGAGACAAGAGAGGGAGGUUUCGAAGCAAAUCAAGAGGGCGAACGCACUCGCCAGAGUAGCGAACAAGACCCACCCUCCUGGCUGAGGAAGGUCGCAGCGACAGAAACGAAACAAGGGCGAGAGGCGAGAGAAGAGGGAAGAGAGGGAGACAGCGACGAACAAGGAGCCAAGGAGACACACGACGCGAGAAACCGACGGGACAAAGAGCAGUCCAGAAAGAGGAGGGUAAGUGAGGCUGGAUAUCCGGAAAUGGACAAGACGCUCGGAGCGGCGUUUCUCGAGAGUGGAGAAAAAACCAACAACACGAGUGUUGUAGCCUCUUGCCCUUCGAGAUUCGAGGGAAGACUAGACAAGUGGGCAGAGACAGGAGACACAGACACGGAGCAGAGUCUUCUGUGCGCCGCCGUCACUCCAAACGCAAAACGAAACCUGGCGAAAGAGGGUCCAUUGCAUGCACCCGAGAACGCCGUGCAAGACCGCGAAAGACGCGCAGCCUCCUGGAGUGCCGGUGCCUGUUCUCUGCCUUCUUCAUCUUCUGGAAGGAAGUCACACGGGGGAGAACAAGGAGAUCCCGAGAGAGAGACUGCACGCAGAGACUACUUCUUCGCUGCUCAUCUGCCGGUCGUCCCAAGCCCGCCUCCACCCGUCUCCGACCCUCCAGAGCCGCCGACGUCCGCGUCUGCUUCUGUUCGUCCCCCUCACCAGAACCCAGCGGGAGACGUUACUUGUCUGCGUGUAGAGACAGGAAAGGAAGACCCUCAGGUGCUUGCAGCGCCCGCCUGUGGGGAAAGGCAGUCUGCAGAAAGUCGCAGCUCGCGCAGGAGUGGAGAGGAAGGUGCUGAUGAGAACGGGAAAGCAGGGACGCGGCGGCGUCUAGGCGACUCUGUGCCAGGCCAGGGGCCUGGGGGACCCGGUGAACGGGCUACAGGAGGCGCAGGUGUACGUACACCCGAACUCGUCGUUCGCUGGACCACCCCCGGCGCCGAGGUCGUUGAGGUGGCGGGCGCCUUUUCGAUUCCUCCGUGGUCAGAGCGGAUUCGGCUGCCUUGGCACCCCAGAGAGCACUGCUUCCGCCUGAAUCUCCUGGACGUCUUCUCGCCUAUCCUCUUGAACGCUCCAGCCGCGACGCGCCGGGACGCAGGGUCUUGCUCGAGGGUGGAGCCUCACGAAGAGACAGUCUCCGAGCACGAAAAAGGCCCGGCAAGUCCGGAUUGGAGGGAGGGGGCGUUCUCGCCUCUGGCGUCUCUGUUUUCUGGCGCGAGGCUCUGGAGGAGCACACCGAGCCGGGAAGACACGGACAGAGACCCCCCCGCCGCCUCGCGGGAAAGAGAGACAGUUCUGGCGUCUCCUGUCAGAGAGGCCUCUGCACCUGUCUGGGUGGCCGCUGCGAGCAACGACGGCCUCGCCAUCCUUCACGUGCAGUUCAAGUUUAUUGUCGAUGGAGAGUGGAAAUGCAGCGACGUAUUCCCUGUGAAAGAUGAUGGCAGCGGCAACCUGAACAACGUCGUGGCUCUCUUCCGCUCUCGCCCGUGUCAAUCUUCCUUCUUGGGCGCGCGCGAAGACCGCGAUCUUCUGCCGCCCUCAUACAAUCCGUCGAGGUCGCCGGCCUGUCUCCCCCCAGACGUUUGGGAUGCUUCUUACACAAGUGCUUCCUUCUUCUCGCCCGCGGUGCAGCUCUCCUCGGCGCUGUCAGUCUCUUCCUCCUGCUUCUAUCCGAACUACAACGAGGCGCUUUCACGAAGCGACAGCGAGGACGCGUGGCGACGCGUCAGACAAAAGACCCAGUUCGUUUUCUACUCCUACGAUCGAGGCUGCCCCUGCAUAUACGACAGAGAGAAGGAAGAGAAGGAAGACAGGUACGUGGUCGAAGGAGAAACCGUCAGAGGAGCCGCGAACGAGGUGUCUCAAGUUCAGGCGACAACGAGAUAUCACGCAGAAAGACUUCCUUCCAACGCAGAAACCCCGCCUUCUUUGUAUUCUACUUCUUCUGCUUCGUAUGCGUCGUCUUCUCCUGUGCCUCCUUCCUGGAUUUCCUCUUCUUCUUGUGUGAGCACGGAGAAAGAGUUGGAUUUGGGGUCGGUAACUCGAGGUCUUCUGCGGGGCGGGUUCAACGUUCAGCUUCUGUACAAAGGUCUGUCUCCGUUUUUUUCGAUUUCUUCUGCGCGUAUCGGCGCCGAAGUUGAGCCUGGACACAAGCCAGAUUUUUCGUCGGAGCAAAGGGCAUGCUCGCCGUCCUAUGCGCCUUCCGGAAAGGCCCCCAUCUCUACGCGGGGACAUUUGAGAGGAGCAGCCGCUGAUCAAGGGAAGUUUCCCUCGGCCUCACAGGUCGAAGGCAGCAGGUCAGGAGAGAGACCUGACCAGACGGGAGGGCGAGAGGAAGGCUCGAGCGAAGGCGCAUUGGAAGAAGAAGAAUAUGGAGAGGGAGAGUGGAGGCCGAUGCUCGGAAGGGAACUAUCAACAGAGAAGCUGGACAACGACUGGCUCUGCGCCGAGGGAGGGGAAACAGAGAGCCCUCAUGUGCCUCCCUCAGAGCAAAACAGGAGACCUGCGAGCGUCGCGAGAAGCAAAGAAGGACAAGAGGAGAUGGACGUACGAGAGAAGAGAAGUGCCGGCAGCGAGGGCGGCGCAGUUCCCGGAAAUCGAAAGAAGACGAGAAACGCGGCCGCUGGCGUCUCGCCACCUUCCCACCCGAGCUCGGAUCGUAGGCAUUCACCCGGGAAAAGAGACACCCCUCGCAGUCCUUCUCCUUCAGCUUCGUAUGCUUCUCCUUCCUUGACUUCUUCUGUUGCUGCUGCUCCUUCUUCUACCGCUUCUUCCACCUCCUCUUUUUCUCCGAAGGCUUCCGAUUCGUCUGCUUCCUUUUGUGCCUCUGCCUUGUCUGCAUCUCUGUUCCCUUCUUCGUCACUGCAUGCAUCCCUGGCGUCGCUCGGGGCGGCGCCUUCGCUGAAGGCUGCCCUCAAAAGUUUAGAGGCGAAUGCACCAAAUGCGCAUGCAGAAGAGCGGACGCGGGUCUCUGCGUCGAACUCCGGGGGCGGACUGUCUUCUUGCAAGUCAAACGACGAUUUGUCUGCUUCUUCCACCCGGCCUGCUUCAGCUUCCUCGGGCGGGGACAGCGUCAUCUUUCGGCGGCUCUCUGCGUACGAACGUGGGGGCUUUGCGCUCGGGUCAGACAUCCAGGAAAGCGCGUUUGAGACUCGCCGCAGAGGCACGACUCUACCUGACUUGACUUGGCCCGCGUGCGUCCUCGGACACCUGCACAGACCGGAAAUUCUUCUCGAACUCCGCCAGCUCGACGCCGAGAGGCAGGCACCGGGCAAGGCGAAGAGGCGGCGGGAGGCUCUCAAACGUCAGAGAGAAAAGAAGGAAACUCGAGAAGAAGAACGCGAAGGCCACACGCGUACCUGUUCAGGCCGGCCGCAAGAUUCGCGGGCGCCACAAACGCAAGUCACGCAAAAGGAAGUCGGGGACAAAAGGCGAGACGAGGACAGCCGAGAGAGUGAAGAGGGGAGCCAGCACAGCGGAGAGAGGAGCGAAGAAACCGGGGAGAGAAGAGGAAGCAACGAAGAAGAAGAGAGAGAUAAUAGCGAAGAGAGUGAAGAGCUGAGCGAGACGACUGAGGAUGAAUCUUCUGUGGGUUCGGUAGAAAAGACUCGGCUGUGUCUCCAGUGUGGGGCGUACAUGUUGCCGCACCCAGACAAGGUCGAGAGCGGAGGGGCAGACGCGUUUUUCAUCGCGUCUUGUCCGAGGAACACGGAGCUCAGAGACAAGAUCUCUGCACUCAUUCCGAAAAUGGGCAACAAGAGCUUGUCCGGCUCUCAGUCCUCUUCGCCCUUCGCCGCGCCGCCAAGCCGUCGAGACACCCGAGGUCUCAGCGCCUCAGCCACUGCUGUCUGCGUCGGAGUCGCCGACGGGGUCGGCGAGUGGGAAAGCUUCGGCCUCAAUCCUCGCAUGUUUGCAGAAGAGCUGAUGGUCGGCUGCUGGCGAGCCGCGGUCGCGGAGCCGUGGUUCUGCACUUUCGGCGAACAGAGCCGAGAGAGGACAGACUCAGACUCUGCCGACUCGAGACCAACCGAGUUCGUGAGAGACUUUGACGGCGAGACUCUCGUGGAGACAGUGGGCGAGACUCUCGUCGAGACAGUGGGCGAGACUCUCGUCGAGACAGUGGGCGAGACUCUCGUGGAGACAGUGCGGACAGAAGAAGGAGUGGGGGGAGGGAGAGAGCGAGGCAGGAGAGGAGAGAGGAGCACAGACGGACGAGGCGAAGGUGAGGGGGGAAGACGGGAGGAAGAGGAAGAGUUGUGGGAGCAGAGGGGGUUCGAGAGCGUGUCUGCUUCCUUAUUGUUUCAGGAGAAACGAAUCGAAGGCACAUCUAGACCCGCCUUGUCUUCACCUGCGUAUCAGGGAGGCCAGAAUACUGCCUGUGUGAACGUACCACCGCCUUCGGAGAGCGCCUGCGACAGGAAAGGCGUCGAAGUGAAAAAACAAAAACACCCUUGUUCCCUCUCUUCUCAACGACUUCUUUCUUCUUCUGCUUCUUCGUCGGCUCGGGCUGCUACUUCCUUUACUUCUACUUCUUCUUCUGCGUCUGCUUCGUCCGCAUCUGCUUCGUCCGCGUCUGCUUCGUCCGCGUCCCUGUCUUUGAGUCCAUCCCCGUACGUGUCUCCUUCGUCGUCGGACGCAGUGUCUGGGGGUCGUGUGGACGAGGCGGCGCGAAAGGCGUUGCACAUUUUACAGUCGGGGUUUAAAGAGACUCGAAGUUUCGGGAGUUCCACGGCGCUGGUGGUGUGUCUCGACGGCCUGCGAGGGCGGCUGGGCGUGGCGAGUCUGGGCGACAGCGCGGUGAUGGUCCUUCGGCGCGAGAGGCGACAGUGGCGCAUGACUUGUGCCCACCGGUCUCAGGAGCAACAGCACCAGUUCAACUGUCCUUUUCAGCUAGCUUGUUUGCCGCAGCCGAGCGAGUACGGCGCGCUCGUGGCGCAGGGGAAAGGGAUGCUGAUUCGCGUUCUGAGAAACGCAUCUGUUCUCCCUCAAGACACCCCCGAGAUGGCGCAGGUGUACUCGGUCCACGCCCAGGAGGGAGACCUCGUUCUUCUCGGCACCGAUGGCGUCUUCGACAACCUCUUCGACCACGAAAUAUGCGCUCUGGCGAACCUCGCUCUCAGCCCCUACGAGGCGGAAAUCUUGGGCGACCCAAACAAGACCACCAGCGCCCAAGCCGUCGCGGCAGCCGUCGCAGAAGCUGCUGCACACAAGAGCCGAAAUCCCAUGGCAAAAACGCCUUUUAUGAAGCAUGCGCGGCGAGCAAAAACCCACUUCAUGGGGGGGAAAAUGGACGACAUUACAGUUGUCGCUUGCUGGGUGACCUGUGGGGCUGAGACAGGGGCGGAGAGCGGAGCGUGUCACCACGCGACUUCUGGUGCCUGUGCUUCGUACUGAAGUCUUUGUGACCAGAUUGGGCUCCAGGUCAAAGUAGCGGGCCGGCACAGGGGCACCGGCUCGUUGGGCUCCACUGGUGGCCAGUCCCGAGAGGGCGGAAGGUCCUUGAAACGCCAACGAGGCUGUCGGCGCCUGUAGGGGUGGAGUGUCUCUCAGAGUUGAAUUUGGAAAGCAGGAGUGAUCACGAGGGAGGGGUUUCUCUCUGGAUUGGUAUGGAGAAAGAAUUCUGUUGGGACUGUCUUCAAUGGAAAGCAAGAGGAUGGUAGGUUGGGGAAAGUGUGGUAGAUCCGUGGUUGUGGCGGCAAGAAGAACAACUUGUUUCGGUGGGUUGAAAGGGGCUGAGAACAUGUGAGGAAGAUUGAUGAGUCUGGUAGAGACGAAACACAGGACAAACUGGAAACAAGGCGACAAAGAGGCAUACGGAAGAGACCGGCAGAACGGCGAGUGGAUCACGGACACAGAGGCAGCACUCACUGAUGAUGAGGUAAAGAGAAACGACGAGGACGGAACAAAGAGAUUGAAGGUAGUAAAGGAGUUUCGUAGAUGAGGAGAGACGGGUGACGUGGUGGGCGAGCGAAGGAAAGACGAUGGAGCGUCGCAAAAAGGAGACAGGAAGUUGAGCAUGCGUCGCGUGAGCUCACGUGAAGACUGCUUUCGAGAGUUAGAUGCUAUGUUUCGUGGCACUGAAAAAAACGCCUGCGACAACCGGGAGUGUGCUGCUGAUUGCAUUUCAUGUCCAGCCGUAAUGUUGUUUGCUUCACGUAGUCCGAUUUUGUAUGGGCACGUGGAGGCCGCAACUUCACUACCCUUUACGGUAGGACGAUUGGGGCUGUUCGUAGUUGUAAAAAGGCAAGUCUGUUUUCAGUAAAAUCCCGGUGGCUCUGACACCCAAACACCUUGAGGGUGUCUACACAGUCGCCGUCUCCAUAGAACACUCAGGUGUUUACCUGAUGCUGGGAUAACUUCCUUUUUGCUGCUGGAAAGAGCAAAAGAGGUUCAGAAACAUGCCUUUUGCAUGCAUGAUCCUUUUGAAGUGGUGCAUUUCAACUAGACGCGGCGGCGCCAUGUGAGUGACUCGACUUCGACCCCGCAGUCACACAGGUUUCUCAUGGGUUUCCUGUACACAGCCUUUGUGGAGGAG